AUGGAAAUAAAUAAACAAAAGUAAAAUAUUUGUUAUGGUUCAAUGGAAUUUAGUACAAUAUUAAAUUAAUUUAGGAACUUUAUUAUUCUGCUCUUAUGUAUAAAAAUUAAGCACUUAAACUUUUUUUAAUGAGAUGAAAGUUACAAAUAUGUAACAACACAUACUAGAAAUAAAUUCUAAAAAAUUCUAACACAUUUGUUUGGAUUGCUUAUCAACAAGAGAAAGUGAUUUUAAAUAUGAUUUUGAAAAUGAUUUACACAGGGAUAUGACACAAAGUUGUAUAUUUUGA
Messenger RNA from Paramecium sonneborni, 289 nucleotides. Lineage: Eukaryota; Ciliophora; Oligohymenophorea; Peniculida; Parameciidae. The record is from the annotation of a GenBank genome assembly.